Messenger RNA from Eucalyptus grandis, 1494 nucleotides. RefSeq names its product ankyrin repeat-containing protein ITN1. The record is from RefSeq and is a predicted model, not a curated record. Gene Ontology annotation, cellular component: plasma membrane. NCBI's taxonomy places the organism in Eukaryota, Viridiplantae, Streptophyta, Magnoliopsida, Myrtales, Myrtaceae. Gene Ontology annotation, molecular function: protein phosphatase regulator activity; protein phosphatase 1 binding. Bases 49 to 1194 code for a protein of 381 amino acids. The transcript has 2 exons.
CAGAAAAUCCUGAAUAGCAGACCGGAAUUGAUCAGAGAAAGAGAUGAAAUGGGUUGGACUCCUCUUCAUUAUGUUGCUUCCAAGGGCAAAUUCAAAGCGGUUCAACAACUCCUACAGCACGAUAUUUCUGUGGCAUAUGACUUAGACAAAGAGGGACAAUCGGCUCUUCACAUUGCAGCAUUUUUAGGCUACUCUCUUGUCAUUGAUGAGAUUGUUAAAUUUUGUCCUAGUGCUUGGGACAUCAUAAACAUCAAAGGGCAAACAGCUCUUCACGUAGCUGUAAUGGGUGGAGAAGCAGAUGUAGUCAAGGACAUACUCCGGAAACCGAACUUGGAGUGUCUUAUCAUGGAACAAGAUAUUGACAGAAACACGGCUUUGCAUUUGGCUGCACUUCAUAAAGACUACACCAUCAUAGAUAUACUUGCACGAGACAAGAGGGUAGACCGUUUCAUCACAAACAAGGAUCAUAUGACUGCCUUUGACAUUUUUUUGGCUCAUAAUGAGGUCGGCUACAGUGCUGCCAAAGUUAAAUAUCUAUUAAAAGAAUCUCGCGGAAUGUCGGACUUCCAAGGUGGGGUUAUUAGAAAAAUAAAGAAGAUGUCGGACAAGCAAUUUGUUGAGGGUCAACCAGGUGCAUCUAUAAUCAUCGGAAGUAAUAUCGCCAACCGCGAAAAUUCCGAUUCAUCAAUAAGAAACUUGAUCAACCUUCAACAAUUAAUAGCAACGCUCAUAGCCACGGUGACCUUUGCUGCAACCUUCACCAUGCCCGGAGGAUAUAACAACGAUGGACCCAACCGAGGGAUGGCGAUUCUUGCUGACAGGGCAGCUUUCAAAGCCUUUGUGGUAUUAAACAUUAUAGCGUUCAGUUUCUCAGUCGUAGCAUUAUUCAUACAAUUUGAUCCUUUUUUACCGGGCCCUAGCCACGGGGUGAGAUACACCGACCUCGUGGGACUUUGCAUUUUCACUGCGAUAUGGGCAAUGGUGCUAGCCUUUGCUUGUGGUACGUAUGUGGUAUUGACCGGAACCAUCGGGCUUGGAAUCUUUCCUUUUAUCAUUGGCGGAUGUAUCGUGAUUAUUUACAUUAUCGGUUCUUCACUUGACCGUAUAAUUUUUUUUUAUCAGCCACCUCGCUUUUCGGGAAGAUAUGUCCGAAACUUAUUGUUUAAUUAUAAAAUACUCCAGGGAAGCUGGUAAUAAAUUGAGUCGGUUCUACAGUCCCAUGUCUUUGUGCCCAGGAAAUUUUCUUCUGGCCAUGUCAGUUCGAGCACUUUUAUGUCAGCCGUCUGAUUUAAACCCUAUCAAAGAUGUCUGGAGAGCAGCAAAGGCCAACAAGUUGAGGCUUUUCGUGUAUGUGAAGGAUAUACAACUCGACGGCUUCUCAGUUGACCAAAUGAAAGCCAAGAGGGUUAGCAGCUGCUGAGCGAUUGCGGUUGAACUGCCAAAUUGGUAUUGUCUAAUGUUUGUUGAUAGAUGUUUGGUUGCAAGGGUAUCGGA